CCCACAUCCAACUCGUCAGAAUUACUACCAAAUCAAUUUCUCCCAAAAUUUCAAACCUCACACCUCUCUACCGCACACAGCCAACUUCUUGCGCGACGAAAUCAACCGAACCUCCAUACACCUUCCACCGACAAAAACAAAUCCAAUACCGCAAAAAUGACUGGCGGUGUUUCCGUUCGCGAUGUUGAUGCGCAAAAGUUCAUCAACGCGUAUGCCGGCUUCUUGAAGCGACAGGGCAAGCUGCCCAUUCCCGGUUGGGUUGAUACCGUCAAGACCGGCCCUUCGCGCGAACUCCCCCCUCAGAACAUUGACUGGUUCUACGUCCGUGCCGCCAGUGUCGCCCGCCACGUCUACCUACGCAAGACCGUCGGUGUUGGCCGUCUCCGCAAGGUUCACGGUACCGCCAAGAACCGGGGUACUCGCCCCUCCAAGCACGUCGACGGCUCCGGUGCUGUCGACCGCCGAAUCCUCCAGGCUCUGGAGAAGAUCGGUGUCCUCGAGCAGGACGAGGAGACCGGUGGCCGCCGCAUCACCCAGUCCGGCCAGCGAGAUCUGGACCGAAUUGCCCAGACCACCGCUGAGGCUGACGAGGAGGAAGAUGAGGAAUAAAUGAUGAUACCAUGCGGGAAUGAUUCUACUAUGGUCUAGGUAGCAUAGGUCUCUGGGCACGGCGUCUGAAAAUGGCUGGCUGAAUGAAUUGAUUGGCGAAUUUUGCAUUCGCAUUUCCCCAUGACAAAUCAGAGUUUAACUUAAGUGACUAUCUAUCUGGGCUAUCGUUUCGGGCGCUACAUACCUACCUGGGUGUGGAUGUGGGUGGGUGUGUGUGUAGAUAAUGCCGCAACAUGAAGGCUCAAGCACAUCCAUAUCAAUAUGUCCAUACACAUA
Annulohypoxylon truncatum is the source of this 885-nucleotide messenger RNA. Its product is annotated as 40S ribosomal protein S19. Bases 157 to 609 code for a protein of 150 amino acids. The transcript has 4 exons. The record is from RefSeq and is a predicted model, not a curated record. Gene Ontology annotation, cellular component: cytosolic small ribosomal subunit; ribosome. Lineage: Eukaryota; Fungi; Ascomycota; Sordariomycetes; Xylariales; Hypoxylaceae. Gene Ontology annotation, biological process: translation; ribosomal small subunit assembly. Gene Ontology annotation, molecular function: structural constituent of ribosome; RNA binding.